GGCCAUAUGACGGCAUGAAUUGCCGCGGCCGGCUAUACUCGCUGAACGGUUGCGUUAAAGCUGCACCCGCCAACCCUUGGAGUUUAAAGGUAAUUAGUAAAAGGGCCUCGCUUUAUAUGCAAGGAAGGCACGGUUGCAAUGGGCUAGGCUCCAUGGGCUUACUUCUUCGCGCCGGUUCGCGCCAUGGCCGUACAGAUUGACAAAUGUUCUGCGAUGCAUGCGUUAUGCCGGACGGAAUUACGAUCACUUGUUAUCCUGAACAGAUAUAAAAAGCAAGAAGUAAGUCUUUUACCCAACACAUCGUGAUUCGGGAUUAACGCUAUCUAUCAAUAGUUCUUCGGUACAAGCAUAGACUCCAUCCCGUUUAGGCCAAUACAGUACGCGCCAAGUGUCAUCAAGCGACUACACCCUCUAAGGCUUCUCGAUCAUCCACUUAUUAGCAUCCCAAAGCGAGCCUAUCAACCUCUGGCCUCUUCACCAAGUUCCUCGUCUCAACUUUGCCUAAACUUCACUACACUGCAGCAAGUCGACGUAUCCGUGGCAGUCUGCGAUAUGUCGAGCCCAACCCCUAUCGCCUGCCCCUCGCCAGUCAAGGUCGCCAUUAUCCGACUCGAUGAGAACGAUGCCGCGACUACCCUUAGUCCGCUGCCCAUCGUUCCUCCUUCUCCUGCACGUGAGCGGCUUCUGAAGACCGCCAAGUCUCCUGUUGGCAAGCCCACCGCCAAGCCCGCUGCUGCCCCCGGUGUCGGCAAGCCUUCUUCCGCACCUCCCAAGCUCAAGUUGUUUGCGCUGUCCUCCCUCGACCAAAGCAGCCUUCGCUCUCCAGCAUCCGCUUCCGACGCCUCCUCCCCCUCCGACGCCUUCUCCUUCCCCUCCGCCGCCUCCUCGCUCUCGCAGCCUCUUCCCAGCCCUCUGCCCGUCCAACGAGGUCUGCCAUCCGACUACCAGGCCUUCAUCCACGCCUCCCGCUACGCGCGCUGGGUGGAGUCGAAGCGCCGCCGCGAG
Molecule: messenger RNA, 1005 nt
Organism: Astrephomene gubernaculifera
Lineage: Eukaryota; Viridiplantae; Chlorophyta; Chlorophyceae; Chlamydomonadales; Astrephomenaceae
Source: the annotation of a GenBank genome assembly